AUGAACUGUCAUAAUGUUUAUCCGGAUUGGUGCAAUACAUGUGCCAUCGGGUGUCAUGCUAAUUGGACUUGGGGUAAUAAAGACAUUUAUGCCGAUAAUCAUACAAGACCGCUUAAUAAUGAAAGCAUCAUUGCUGACAUAAUUAAGUACUACAAGAAUGCAAUUAUAAUGCAGAAGCAGAUUGUAGACAAGCAGCUAAGGGAAGAUACAAUCUGUUGGAGCCCCCCAAAGCCGGAUUUUGUAAAGCUUAAUAUCGACGGAUCCUGUGGAAAAGAUAAUUAUUCAGGUUGUGGGGGUGUUAUUCGAGACAGUAGGGGCAACUGGAUUUGUGGCUUUUGCAAGUUUCUUGGCACGUGUAAUGCGUUCAUGGUGGAGGCUUGGGAAGUUUUUACUGGUCUAAAUCUCACGCUAACCAGAAGUUACACGAAAGUCAUCGUGAAUAUGGAUGCUAAGAGGGUGAGAGAUGCAAUUAUGCAGAAGGAUAAUCAUGAUUACACUAGUUUGGCCUUAAUCCGUCAAAUUCACUUGCUUAUGGCCAAGCUCGACGUGGUGAUUCUAGAGUAUACGUUUUGGGAAGCCAAUGUCAUUGCAGAUGAUUUUGCUAAAACGACGAGAGUUUGGCAGAAUGGUUUUUGCAUUUUUAAAGAUCUCCCCAAACAUAUCGCGAAUUUGAUUCUGAAAGACUCCCUUGGUCUAGCUACCUCUAGAGUUGUAGCAGUGUAG
This is a messenger RNA of Vicia villosa (hairy vetch), 723 nucleotides long. RefSeq lists its product as uncharacterized. The transcript has a single exon. Gene Ontology annotation, molecular function: RNA-DNA hybrid ribonuclease activity; nucleic acid binding. The coding region runs from base 1 to 723 and encodes 240 amino acids. The record is from RefSeq and is a predicted model, not a curated record. NCBI's taxonomy places the organism in Eukaryota, Viridiplantae, Streptophyta, Magnoliopsida, Fabales, Fabaceae.